This is a messenger RNA of Betta splendens (Siamese fighting fish), 5674 nucleotides long. RefSeq names its product RAB15 effector protein (gene rep15). NCBI's taxonomy places the organism in Eukaryota, Metazoa, Chordata, Actinopteri, Anabantiformes, Osphronemidae. Gene Ontology annotation, biological process: receptor recycling. The transcript has 4 exons. The record is from RefSeq and is a predicted model, not a curated record. Bases 3960 to 4760 code for a protein of 266 amino acids.
UCACAAUAAUCCGCAUCUAACCUGGCUUUCUGAUCAUCAUCUUCAUAUCAUGGUAGCUGCCAUGUCUACUUAACAUGCCAAUGUCCCGACCAAUUUGAAGAUAAUGUAGAUGGCUGCAAACCAUCACUAUGGCAACUAUAGACACAGACAUGCAUGUUUGAACAUGGCAUAGUAUGCAGCGUCAGCUAAAGUACAAUCAACGAUGCACAGUACAGUGGUUCUUCAGCGCAAAUUGUAAAUUGUUGCUAUAUACAAUACUUUUGAUUUUACAUUGUGGCCAAUAAUGGCUUCAUAUGGGUAUGUGUACUUGUGUGAGAUGGUGAUCACAGACAGCACCAUGUUGCAAAUAGAAGUGCUGUUUGACAUCAACAACUUCCCAUUAAGCGCAAACACAUGCAUGCUGCUGUUUAAUGACCUGUGCAGCUGAUUCACUCGCCAAGUAACUGCUCCUCAUGGGCUGUAACAGAAGCUUAGUGCACUCAGAUGGAAUACUCUGGCAUCUGUCCGAUGGAGAAAGUAAUAUUAAAAGAACACAGAUCGGUGAGACAUUACAUAGGUUGAUUUCAUAGCCCCCUCUUUUUCCUAUAACUCAUGUAUUCUUCCUGUGAUGGUGCGUCAUGAUGGAAGCUCUCAAGUGCCGUCAUUCAUUGAGAUUCUAUUAACGUUCCUCAGAUCGACAUCUUGUUAGCUUGUUAGCUUGUCUUGCUUUUGUUUAUACUUCUCCCACACGCUACAUCCAAUGUAGUCUACCAAAGUCUCCCUCCGUUGUUUGUUUAGUUGGGUGAUUUGCUGACAUCAAUUGCAUUUAAGUGAAACUUCAGACUCAAAGUGCUACAGUGAUUCAGCUGAUUCAGUUCCACCUUUGCCGUAAAUGACUUGUUUCCAGCGCUGCAGCGCUCACUGAACAGUUGAGCUGGGCCUGCUGAUAUGGAGUCACAGUCCACGGUCUAAGUUGCCAACACCAGCUGCACAGAGGGUCGCUGGUCAACACAGAGCAGUUCACCACGGAGACUCCCCGGAUAUGCCUGUGUUGAGGGAGACAAUGCAGCAAGCUGAACCAAUGAGGCCAUCUUUCCAGCAGGGCGAGGAUAUUGAGAGCUACCUUUAGCAGUUUGAGAGGCUGGCCAGGACCUAGAGGUGGCCUAAGGACGAGUGGAGUUGUCACUGGUGACUGGCUAGGCAUUGAAGGCGUACUUGGCAAUAGAUAAGGACCUGUAUGAGUGAUGGGUAUGUCCAGGAAAGCAAGGAGGAGAUCGGCAAGGCCAUUAUCAGCAGCUGCUGAGGAUGCUACCGUAUGAUGCACGCACCUGGGUCUGGGAGCACAAGCCAACCUCUGGACCGAAGGCAACGGAACUGGCUCAGCAGCAUCUGAAUGUUCAUCGUACAGGUCAACGGACUCAACCUUCUAAAGGUCGUACUCUUGUUGGGGCGGACAGGGGUUUGUGGUGGACAAUCACAGUCUGAAUCCGGGAGAAAGACAGGACAUGGAACUUGUGUGUUUCUACUGCAGAAAGCCAAACUAACUGAGUACUGUCAUGUCCCAAGGGAGGGGAACGUGAAAGCCAUAGGAAGGAGCCAGUAAAGGUGUCAUAUCCAGCUUUUACAUGGUCACAAGCCAUGCCGAGCAGUGCGAGCAGCAAAAUCUCUCAAAACGCAUAUAAACAUCAGAUAGCUAAAUGUGUUCACAUAAAACUUAAGUCAAGCAAAUAAUUAACAUUUUUCACUACUAACCGUGUAUAACGGUUUCUAAGAUGCUCUCGUAACAAAAUACUCUCAGGCAAUGAUUUCCACAAGCAACAGCAAGGAAUGGAGCUGGAUUCAUCUGCAGCAAUCCUGUUCAACUCAACUCAACUCUCCACUAAUGGGGAACGUGUGCUGGGAUUAGACUGUUGUGAGACAGGUUAGUUUUACCCUACUGAUGAUGUGUUGUUGCAAUAGUAAAUCUAUUGUGUUGUUGCAAUAGUAAUCACCUGCCUAAGCUCUUCUUCUACGGCAACACCACCGACUCAAUGAACAUAAUCACACCUGCUGGUGAGGAGUAAUCCUGUCCACCACACUGGACACUGCUUAGGGAGCCUGGAGGAUAGUAUUUGACAGGUACUGGGAAAUGUUAGUGCAUUUCCCCACUCUGAGGCCGUUUUAAGAAAAGCCAUGUGUGACAACCCUUCUAAUCUGUGAGAUGAGAAAUACGUGUGAAUAAAUGAUGUUCUGUAUGUGCAAGCUAAUGAUGUCUUGUUGUGCCCACGUGUUGUUGUCCACUUGUCUUACCUCUUGGACACACAGUUCCAUGGGCCCGGUCAUCUAGGUCAAAAAAAUGAUGCACACAUGGUUUUGUUGGCCAACGUUGUUCGCUGAUGUGCGAACACACUGUAACACAUGCCUCAUGUCAAAACCAGUGCUGUACCUAGAUGGAAUAGGGCACCAUGCAGCCACUCUCCUGUGAUUUCUGAACCUUUCAAGUGGAUUGCUGUCAACAUUGUGGGCCCAAUGGAGAAAAUUAGUGCAGGUCAUCAGUACAUCCUGGUCUUUCGUGACUAUGCCACAAGUUAUCUGGAGGCUUUCCCGCUGCACACAAUUACUACACCUCAGAUGCUCCCUUUCCUUGUUCAUCUCUUCUCCAUGUUAGGAAUACCUAGGUUUGACGGACCAGGGGACCGACAUCACAGCUUAUGGGGCCUCUAAACUGACAGUUGGGCAUCAUCACAAUCACUACCACCAAUCAUCCUCAGAGAACCAGACCCUGAAAAACAUGUUGCGGAAGCUUGUUGCACACACUGGGGACUGGGAUAUAUGGCUGCCAUUUGUUCUUUCUGCAUACUGUACAGGUGCCUGGCAAGUGAAAGGACCGCUGGACCUGCUGAGGUGGUGCUGGGAAGAAGGUUCUGCAACCAAGACGGAGGAGAAAGGCAUCGUGCAGUAUGAGCUGGAGAUGAGAGACCCUCUAGAGCAAUACUGGGAACAAGCAAGGAGAACUUGCACCUCAUUCAACAAACUCUUGGUGAAGUGGCAAGGGCCAUGUACUGUGGUCCAGAAGAUAGGACCAGUGAGCUACAUUAUCAGCGACAUCUAGACCAGUUCCCUGCUUUGUUUUGUCAGACGCCUGGACAGAUAGAGUUGGUUCACCACACCAUCUAGUUUAUCAACAGUACACUGUCAAGACAGGGGCCAUAUUGGGUGCCUGAGCAUCUAGUGGACGAUCUGAGAAAAGAAAUUGAGAUGAUGAAAGAACUGGGAGUGACUGAGCCAGCAAUGAGUGAAUGGUGCAGCUUGAUAGUCGUGGUCCCGAAGGAGGAUGGAUCCCUGUGUGCCUGCAUCAAUUUCUGCAAACUCAAUUCCCAGUCCCAGUUUGACAUGUACCCAGUGCCAAGUGUAGAUGAUCUGCUGGAGAACAUAGGAAGAUGAUCUGCUGGAGAUAAGAGCCAGAUCCAUCACCACACUGGACCUCUGCCAGGAUUACUGGCAGAUGCCUUUGGAGCCAAAGCCAAAACCAUACAUGGCUUUCAGGAUGCCAAUAGGGCUCUAUCAAUUUACUGUCCUUCCCUAUGGUCUACAUGGAGCGCCAGCAACGUUCCAGGGACUCAUCAACAGGGCUCUGCAGGGAUGUAAGGAAUGGUCUGUGGUAUAUCUAGACGAAGUUGUUGUCCACAGUGACACCUGGCAAGAGCACCUACAGCACUUGACUCUGGAAAAAAUUGCAGCAGCAGAGUUGAUGUUGAAUGUGGGGAAGUGUGAGUGGGCCAGACAAGAGGCGAUGUGCCUGAGUUAUCACCUGGGCAAUGGACAGCUUCGGCCCCAGGUCAAUAAGGAAUGGAAGCCAUCUGCCAAAGUUCAAGACCAAGUGGAACAAGGAACAAGAGCUGCAGGAAAGUGUAGGACUUGAGACUGAAGGAACUAUCGGACCCCUCUUUUGCAUCAAAGAGACAACAAUCUGAUAUUCUGCUGUUCGUUAUCAGUCCACCAUGGGCCAGAACAUUGGCAAACCCACGUUUAGUUCCACAUUCUCUUCUCCAAAGUCCAGCCCGCCCCGCUCCAGUCAGAGCACAUCUCUUCAACCAAGUAUUUUCUCCACAUUGAAGAGGCCUCCUGUUUCUAAGCCCAGUGAUUUCAUACCUCUAUUCAAUGACUGCGUAUAUGCCGCCUCCUCAAGAACUCAGGAAUACCUUCUCUUUAAAGAUCCAGAGAACAAGUUCAACCCAAACCCUGACAUGCUGACUCAGGUUUUUCUGAUGACCUACAUCUCCCAGAGUGUUAGCCUCAACAUGACGGACACCUUCAAUUGCACAACCAUGACGCCUGAGCAGCGUAUCAUCUUGGGAGCUGACUGGGUGUGGGCCAUACUAGAGAAGCCUACCAAAAACCCUCAAGUCCAGAUUGCUGUACAGGUCCUGCACCUGCCAGAAAGGGAAAACACUGAGGAGAACAUCAUCCCACCGGAGGCCUUUACAGAGUCUGUCCAGAUGGCCCAAAGCGAGUCCAAAAACAAGACCAAGCAUGAGAGAUUAGUGGACUUCUGCACUUCUAUCGGCAAAGACUGCUAUGCCCUCUUCUUGUUCUUUGGGAAAAAAAACGACAAGGGCAACAUCUAUGGUGUCCUGAGCAACAACUUCGGUGCAGCCAUUGGGAAGUGCAAAAUUGACAGAGUGCUAAUAGAAAGCUUCUUCAAAGGUUCGAGGUAUUUCCAUACACCAUCAGGAAUGAUGAGGGCUAUUGUCACCAAAAAAAUGGAGGAUCCUCUCACUCUCUUGAUAAAAUUCAGCUGAAUUAACACUACACAACAAAAACAGUUAGAGAAUUUGCAUUAUUUAAAGCUGCACAAUCUGUCAAUGAUGAGUCUUAGAAGUAGGACAGCUCCCUCUAAGACAUUUCUGCUCUUUAAUCAAAGUUGUGCUUUGUUACUAUUUACCUUUGAAUUUUCGGCAUGAGUAAUAAGCACAGUAAAAACCAUAUAUCUAAACGCAAUAAGCAUAUUUAUAACCAUAAUAUAUAUACAUAUACAUAUAUGUAUAUGCAGUUCCAGUUUUAUAAAGGCGAUUUUACUUCUUCUUAUUCCUGACGAAAUAUUUGACAGUCUGCCCAGUCUCUAAACUAUAGUUCAAAUGCUUAACAAAGUAUCUACAAAGUUGUUAACAUGUUGAAUUAAGGAUGAAUACUGUAUUAACCAUAUAUGGGUAAAUAUCUUGUGUAAAGUCUUUUAGAGCAGCAACUCGAAUUUUUUUAAUUAGCUACUCCUAUUUUGACUUGUCUAAGACUAAAUAUUACAGUAACUAAAUAUUUACUUUGCAUCUGAUUUUCAAGAAAAACUGUCCAAAAAUGAAACUGAGUAUAUGUUACAACAUUAAAUUAAUAUAUUACUAUAUUUUCUGCAGUUUUAUAUAAAUUAACAGACUUAAUAUAAUUGGUGACAGAAGGUGAACUGCUAUUGGAAAAGCUCUGUCAGUAAAGAAAAACAUAACAUGAUAUACAUUUGCAACUGAAUCCAGGUUUUUGUAACCAGCUACUUUACCUGCUGUUUUCUAGAAAUGCUAAUAAGAACAUUAGCAACAAGCAACAAACAUUUGCUCUUUUAGAAAGGGGGUGUUUGUUCUAGGUGCAGUUUGGUCGUUUUUCAAUGGAAUAUUUCAUUUCCUAUUACAUAUUCAUCAGAAGAUGUUGAUUAAAACUACAGUUUAUUGAA